Molecule: messenger RNA, 2226 nt
Organism: Bursaphelenchus xylophilus (pine wood nematode)
Lineage: Eukaryota; Metazoa; Nematoda; Chromadorea; Rhabditida; Aphelenchoididae
Source: the annotation of a GenBank genome assembly
AUGUUGGCUGCCGUAAUCCUAUUAUCCAUUUCACCCUUGGUUUUCCCUUCGCCAGUGUCUCAAGUCAACAUAUUACCACUUGGCGACGUAAAACUUGAGCCUGCUCACCGGAAGCUACCAGUAUUUAACAAGACCCUGAAAGCCAUCGCUCCGUACACCGACGCCUUCGCUCGACACAAAAUGUUCCCUUUGGCCGCGGCCGCAUACUCCGAUAACCCACAAGAAUGUCUGGACAACAAUUUGAGCAAGGCCAAGGUACGAUUUCAAUAAUUUUUUUGACUUUUUUUUAAUUUAAAUUGAAAAUUGGUUGUCUGGGACGCGAUAACGAGUCGAGGAACCGUUACGGUACGAUCUUAGUUCGCAUUUAAAACCCGGUCCGUUCGGUUGACGUCCACAGAAGCUUAUCAGAGAACGCUCGAAAAAUGAUAACUUGAAAAUGGAAAAAUCUAGAACAAUUUGGAGGGCAUAGAUAAUGUGCGAUGUAUGUUAACCAUCUGAAUAUCACAUGGGAUAGACAUAAACGACAUUACAAGUUAUUCAUAUCCUUGGGUAGUAUAUUAUUAGAUAGUAUAUAAGCUCAUGGACGUGUUUUGCACAAUGAACCUUUAAAAAAUGUCUAUGCACUUUACGAAAAUAUUAAAAUAUCAAGCUGUCGGGAAAAUAAUGAGCACUCUGUCGCUUCAAAAAUCACAUCGCCGCCCCGAAAAUAAAUUGUGUCGCGGCAAAAUUGCAUUGCCUACUUCAGCAACGCGAUUGGCACAGCGACGUUGUGCUCUUUAAUUUCCCGACAAACUGUCACUAUUAACAUAGUUUACAAUGCACUUCAAGCAUAUGGCAUUUGAAAUUAAUUUUAAAUCAAUUGAAGUUACGUUCAAUAAUAAAUAAAUAAAUAAAAAAAAGCUACUUUCAGGUGCUCGGUAUGGUAUUUGCCAAAUGCGAGACUGACGAAAAAGUCUCAAUGUGCGUUGGCUAUGUCGCCGUCUCACCUUUAGACAAAUCGAUUAUCGUUAGUUUCCGCGGAACCAACAGCUUCCUCCAACUCGUUGUGGAAGUCAACCAUGUGGUUUUGAAGCGAAAGCACGAGGCUGCGAUUGACGGCACUGUUGGCGCCUACUUCUACAACGUCUUCGAACAGCUGUGGACGACUGGAUUGAACAAGAUCGUAUCGAAGGCCGUGAAACAAUAUCCAGAAUACGAGUUCUGGAUCACUGGUCAUUCGUUGGGCGGAGCUGUGGCUUCAAUUGCUGCCACUGAGAUCAUGGCUCAGUUUGACGUCCCACAAGAGCGGCUGAAGGUCAUUACGUUCGGGCAGCCAAGGACUGGAGACAAUGAGUACGCCAACUACUAUCCGAAUGCUGUAAGUUCUUGGGAGUUACGGGAAGAGGGUCUGUUGUAGAGAUGGAGCUUGUUUCCGCUUUUUUGAGGCAAUUCUGAUGAUCAUCAAGGCCUUAGGUAUGAGGGUGUUCAAUUUUUUUAUAACAGAUGUCACGCAGCCUGUGGUAUAGUUAAGAUAAGUCCGUCAGGAAAAUAAUGAUCGCGAUGCACGGCAAACCGAAGUAGAACAAAAACGUCUCCCGCCCACUUUUGAGUUUCGUCCAAACGAAGUGUCACAACUGACAAAAGCAAUAAAAUAAUUUCGAGAAAAAUAUUUUUCCAUCGAAAAACAACCAAAAAUGUUGUUUUUUCGUUGUGACAUUUCGUGUGAGUUUGAACGAUACUGGGUGUGCGAAGUGCCAAAACGAGGAGGGAGACUCCAUGGGUUGCCGUGCGAUUUCGUUGAGCCGAUGGCAUCGCUGAAUUGAGAAGUAAUUUGACCUUCGCAAUUCAUCUUCUCAGCGGCGAUGCGAGUUUUGAUGCCACAGAGUGCUCAUCAUUUUCCCGACAGACUGGUAUAAUAAAAAAAAUUCUCAAGCCAAUCACAAUUCCUUUUCACAACGUUGACAUUACAUUUUGCAGGUCCCGCUUGCCUACCGAGUCAACCACAACCUGGACCUUGUCGCUCAUAUUCCCCCACAAAAAUUCGAAGAUUAUUUCCAUCAUGGCUCGGAGGUUUGGUACGCCAACAAAAUGGAGAAGGAAGACUCGCCAUUCAAGGUUUGCGACGAAGGCGAGAGCAACAAGUGCAGCAACAAAAUGAUGUUCCCCAUCUCAAUCAACGACCAUCUGCACUACUUCAACGAGUACGUCUCCACCUUCGGUGUAAAUGGAUGCAAAUGGUCGAAGUAA